Messenger RNA from Cataglyphis hispanica, 2203 nucleotides. It is a transcript of the gene Surf4, whose product is annotated as surfeit locus protein 4 homolog. The transcript has 3 exons. Gene Ontology annotation, biological process: Golgi organization. Gene Ontology annotation, cellular component: membrane; endoplasmic reticulum; endoplasmic reticulum-Golgi intermediate compartment. Lineage: Eukaryota; Metazoa; Arthropoda; Insecta; Hymenoptera; Formicidae. Bases 107 to 919 code for a protein of 270 amino acids. The record is from RefSeq and is a predicted model, not a curated record.
CGCCACGCAGCGCGGCGCGCGCCGCGCCACUUGUAUGCGCGCACGUGUAUACGUCAGUGUGCGUAUGGGAAAUUUUGCGGUUUUUGAAUAAAACACAUAACACACAAUGGUGGUCUCGCAGGAGGUGCUUUCGAGGGCGGAGGAAAUCGCCGACCAGGUAAUUCGCAACGGUAAACACGUGCUUCCAACAUUAGCACGAUUGUGUCUCAUUGCUACCUUCCUAGAGGAUGGCUUGCGAAUGUGGUUCCAAUGGAGCGAACAACGAGAAUAUAUGGAUGCGUCGUGGGGUUGUGGAAAAUUUCUGGCCACUAUUUUCGUCCUCAUAAAUCUUAUUGGACAACUUGGUGGAUGUAUUAUGGUGAUUAGUAGAUGGCGAGUCAGCAUAGCCUGCGGCGUUUUGUUCUUCAUUGUGAUUCUACAGACUAUUGCGUACAGCAUUCUAUGGGACAUGCAAUUCCUGUUCAGGAAUUUAGCGCUAAUAGGAGCGCUUCUACUGGUGCUGGCAGAGUCGCGAGUCGAGGGUAGAUCACUCUUUGCUGGUGUGCCUAGUCUUGGUGAUAACAAACCUAAGAAUUUACUGCAAUUGGCUGGCCGAAUUCUGUUGGCAUUCAUGUUUAUUACCCUGAUUCGCUUUGAGAUAUCUUUUCUACAAAUCCUCCAAGACAUUGUCGGCAGCAUCUUCAUGGUACUGGUAACAAUUGGCUACAAAACUAAGCUGAGCGCAUUACUACUUGUCAUCUUAUUGACUGCAUUGAAUUUCUACCAUAAUGCAUGGUGGACCAUUCCUGACUAUAAGCCACUGAGGGAUUUUCUCAAAUAUGAUUUCUUCCAGACACUUUCAGUCAUCGGAGGUCUCCUGAUGAUAGUUUCUCUAGGUCCAGGUGGAGUAUCGAUGGAUGAACAUAAAAAAGAAUGGUAGAAUCCUAUUUAUGGAUGUGGUGGAUACAUCAUCAGGUUGUUAUCACGAAAGUUAAAACGAAUUACUGUCUCCCAUUCCUGUCCCUUUGUAUGCUCAAAGAAAUCCUAAACCAUUGUGUGUUAAACGACAAGAAAUUCAAUACGUCGAUAUCACCGGCCCAAUACAAUCAUUCUAUGUGACUAAUCGGUUAAUCGAGAUUCGCAUUUUAACACUAUGACGAAAAUAAUAGAAAAAAAGAAGGAAAAAGAUAAGCAGAUAAAUACAAUAUUAUCGAUAAUAACAUUGUACAUAUAACACUGCAUCUAAUGUGGAUAAUGUAUUUUUUCCAUGUAUGUUUUCAUCUAUUUUUAAUCGUGAGUUGAAUCGAUUGCUUUGAGAUUCGAGUUUUAGUAUCGGAUAAAUGCUUCCUCUUUUCCGGAUUCAAGAUUACAAAUUUCCGGGGAAAAAAAAAAUCCGUCGAUUUUCUAGUUUUAUUACAAUUUUUUUUUAACUUAACUUUCUUUCUUACUGUAAAUAAGCGUUCCAGAUUUGUGUUAAUUAUGACGAAAGAGAAAGAAGAAGAGAAGGGGGGGAGAAGAAUGUUAUCGAGAGAUCAGCGGGUUAAGGGUUUAUUAGUUAGCUCCAAUAAUAACGUUAUGCGAAAAUAAACUGAUCUUAAAAUAGCGCGCGCGCGAGUCCCUCUAUACGUCAGCAGAACGGGAAAAGGAGAGAAUGAAAGCAGGUGCAAUAUAAAAUCAGUAAGCAAGGUGCAGCUCUGCUAUACAAAGUAGUCAGUGAGAGUAAAAUUUGAAAAAGUCUGAAAAAAAUGAGAGUCAAGAAUCAAGGAUGUAAACGCGUGCCUGUGAGCAAAGGCAUCACUAUUUUGUACGGAAAACCAUUUGCCUAUGUAUUAAGAUCGGCGAUGCGUGACGAAAGAUGUGAUCAUUGCCUACGAAGGUAAAAUUGUUUUAUCAUAUAUAUAUAAAAGAGAAAUAAUCUUGAUAGAAAGUCGUCUCGUCCUUGUUAUUCCUUCAGUCCUGAUGCAAGUUUUAUUCUACAUUUAUUUGUAUUGUUAAAUUUUUAUUUGUGAUGUUGUCUUUAAUUUAUUGGCAUUAUUCCUAACAAAAUUAUUAUAUGUGCAAUACUUUAUGUGAGUAUAUAUUUUUUUCCAAUUUUUUUCUAUUAAGGUGACAAUUAGUAUCAAUUUAUCAAAUAAAUAUAUUAUAAAUGUAACUUAUAUAAGUUUUAUACAUAGUUAUAUGCAAUAUAAUCUUGACUAAGAAAAUAUAUCACAUUUGAAUUUUG